AUUUUAUAUAUUUGAUUGUUUUGUUCAAUGCUGUUCACUUUAUUAUGCUGGGAAAAUUGGUGCAAAACUUCACUGUUGAUUAAUUUAGACGAUUUCUUAAAUGUUAUAAUCGGACAAAAUCUAGGGCUACAUAGAGUUUUAAGAAAGGUCGAUAAAAUACUUACUGCGUUUGACAAAUAUGGCGUAUUUUAUACAUGUUUAUGUAUAAAAUGGAUGUACAAAGGUGACUAGAACUUCUAUAGAAUCAUCAAGUCAUUUGGGAUUUCGUGGUUAUUGAUGCAUUAAAUUUGGUACAAAGAAUUUGGAUGAAAUCUAACGAAUUCAAUAUGGUUUAAUCUUGUGUUAUUUGCGAACAGAUUUGAAGUUUUCAGCAGAACUUUACAUAUUUUGGACAUAUAUAAAAUAUUACAGUAUAAAAGACAUGGAUUGCACAUGUAUAAAUCGGAAUAAUAAUAUGGCUUCAUUCGGUAGAAAGGACAAACGUAGAGCUUCUAAAAACUCUGUAUUUCAUUGGAUUCAAAAACGAAAGCUAUCUGACAUGGUUUAUCCCAAUAAGAUGUUAAAAUCGUAUGUGACAAGAAAGCUACCUCCGAUUUUUCAAGCCAAAGAGUUCGAUAUGGGUACAAUUGAUAAAAUAUUUGCCUCACAUUGGCUUGAUGACAGAAACGUUGUUUAUGGAACUAAAUGCAACAAAGUAUGUUUUCCUGUCAAUUUCAAUUUUUGAUGCUGUUUCAAUCCCCAACUCGUGGGGAAGAGUACCUAAAUGUGACCAUGGUAAAUCUGUCUUGUACAUUAAUGGUAUACCCAUUAAAUGGGUUAGCCAGUAAUACCCAACACUUUCCUCUGACAAGUAAAAUUGUUGAGCAUUAAAGGUCAUUAAAGGUUCCGAUAGAAAAGCAAUACUUUUGCUACAGUGGUCGAAUAACACAUUGAUGUGGUUAUUACUGGUGGACUGUUUUGGUUACACAGAAGAUCCACACGACACAAACAUGCGGCAUUGGCCUACAAAAAACCUAUUUUUCACACAUGCCAACACGAUUUUGUGCAAAAAGAGAGAAUUCAGAAAUAUUUUGUGCCGAAGAUUUUUUGGUAAAAUCAACAAACUUUCCACUGGCAGUGGUUGUAGUUAUUACCUGUAUUACCUACAUUACUUGUAGUAAUACUGGAUUUUCAUUGUCUGGUCAAGAAAUAUGUCAAUCACCAACUCUAACAACGCCCAUAUGAAACAAAAUUCAACAAAUUCUUAUAGUUUUGUGUAUUAAAUUGAAUGCAAAGUUUUAUAACUCACCCAUUUAAUUUCAACUGCCAUUAUUUUUUAAGCUUUGUAUUCUUGAUACAUUGACUGGAACAUCGUGUAAAAUGUCCAUGAUCAAAGGGCCGAUACCAAUGGAACCGGAGAACAACUGUGGUAUUCAUAGUCUUGAAAUUAACCCAUCUGGAACGCUGCUUGCUACUGGUGGAGAAAACCCUAAUGAUCUUGGUAUCUAUAAAUUACCAGAGUUUCACCCUGUGUGUCUGGGAGUGGUAAGUAGUGGAACAGAAUAUGGUGAAUUUAAAAUAGAUAUAUCACCAGCAGUAGAAUGAUCUCAAGCCAAACUCUCUACAUGAGAUUAAGGCUCUAUCAAACCAAGAAUAUAUCCCAAGAUUUUUGGCAUCUUGUUUUAAGAGCAAGAAGAGUUUACAUUUAUUUUGUAUCAUACAUUUUUGUAGAAGCACACCGACUGGAUUUUUAGUAUUGUGUGGUUAAAUGACUAUCUAGUCGCUACAGGUAAAGUAUUUAUGUACUAAGAGAAUUUAAUUGACAAGCAAACUUUUUAACUCCUCAUCUUCCAACACUUUACCAUAGACCAACACCACAUGUUUACAAGCUUAACCCAUUGUUUACCAUUUAUCGAGUUUCUCGCUCAUUGGUGAGCAGAUUUCCAAACAGACCGAUUGCCCAUUUGACAGGGGAUCUGAGAAAGUCAUAGAAAGUGCUGAUUCGUGUACCCCCCAGAUCAGUGAUAGCAUAUUCUUCACUACAGGCUCUCGAGAUGGAUGUCUUGGUGUGUGGGAUACAAGAUAUGAACCAAACUUAGAUAAAUCAUCAGAUUCUGUGUUAAUCAAAGAACCAGUCAGGUGGCUAACAAGUACACACACAGAUGAGCGCUUCAGAGCAAUACAAUACAACCCUGUUUCAAAUGUAUGUAUGCCAUGUUAUUGCUAUAAUACUGAACUAGCAUAUGUAGUAAACAUCUAUUAUUUCUUGACUGAAAUGGACCUGAUAUUGACCAUUAUUUGUUUUACAGGAAUUGGCUAGUUUGUCCACAAAAGCAGUUCUGCAGAUAUGGGAUGCAAAUAGAUUUAAAACCGUAAGUAAAAUAAGCAGGAAAUAUCACUUUGUGCCCAUUCUCCAGAAAAUAUUGAGAAAAAAUGAGAUGGUUAGGCUAUAGUGUUAACCAGCAUUCAGUGCCAACAAUUUUAUGGGUGCUGCUCUGUUUAGAACAGCAGUUGCAUCAAUCCUAUAACUCCAUAUUGUUUUUCUUUUACAAGAUUUCAUCAGUUGACUUGCCGUACCAACAAGAGAAUAUUUGUCUUUCGCUGGAACCUGGUCACACUCUGUAUGCUGUUGGUUCCCAGUCACAUGUCACCAUGUUGGAUGGUCGAUGUCCAUCAAACUUUCUUUAUUCUGUAGAAUCCAUCGAUAAGGAUGCAGGUGCUGACAUCAUUGCAAAACAUCUUGGUUAUCAUAGCAUUACCAGGCAGCACAUUCAUUAUACAUGCAUAGGCCUCUAAUUUAUGCUUUUGAAACAGACAGAACCAUUGUAGGAUUGAUUGGAUAGCAGUAUAAUUAUCUUGUCUUUGUGAAAAACACCCACAUUAGCUCUUGACUGGUCAUGAAAAUGUGGCCAGUCAAAAUCGGUGGGGUAAAAAAGUGACAUGUCAAGAAGGCAUCUUUGGCCGGUCAUUGUCCGUCCGUUAUUGAACCCUGAAAUUAUACAGGAAUUACAUUGUAUACAUGCAAACAUAAGAAUGAUAGGAUGCUACUUCAGUCUGUAAUAUUUCAAGUGUCAAUUCUUGGCAAAACCUAUUGUGAUUGGGAAAUUUAUUCAUUUUAUCGUCUUUUAAAUUUUCAUUUCAGGCAUCCGUUCACUUUCGUUCCAUAAUGAUGUAGUGACAAUUGGUACAGGUUAUGGUUCUUGCUCAUUCUUGGAUUUGAGAACAUAUAAAUUUAUUCAAAAGCCCGAUGGGAAUGUUUGUCAAUUGAAAGCUGGGGAAGGAUGGUUGGUAAGUGUAAAACAUUUUUACCAUUACUCCUAUGUGCACUUUACAGAAUCUUAGUUCUUACCUAAAUUGCAAACCAAAAAAAAAAAAUCCAGAAGGCAUUAACAUUUCAACUUUUCCUUCUAUUUCAGCGUCGUGAUGAGAUAUUCUAUACGUUGUUUGGUGAAAUGUGUUUUCCAACAGCCAUAUACACACACUGUUAUGAUCCAACUGGAAGUAAACUAUUCACAGGCGGUGGUCCAUUGGCUGUGGGACUGUAUGGAAACUACGCUGCUUUGUGGCAAUGAAAAAUUGAAAUUUGAAGUGACAGUUGCAUUUAAGAUAAAUGUGAAAUAAGGACUGGUACUUUCCAGUACCAGACUUUCAGUUGUGAAAUGGAAUUCAAAAAACAGUUGUCUUAGUUCUAGAGUACAUUACAAUAUAAGACUUACAUGAAGCAAGUCUAUUUAAAAUUUGAGUGUAAAUAAACUAAAUAUUUUGCUUAGGAUGUAUUUGUAUCAUAUGAUAGAAUAAAAUCUUACCUUUGUUUAUUUAUUCUGUAUUGAUGUUUUGCUUUGUUUUAGCAUUCUGUAGUUGUUGGUGUGUUGCUAGCUUGUACUGUCAUGAAACCAAAAACACCUUGCCGACACCAAUUGCUAGCAUAUUUAUGAAAGCAUGCACUUGAAAAGACCUCGGGAAUAAUGCUUUCCACAUGACACCAUUUGACCAUUUUCCCAUCCUGCGACUGUUUUUAUGUUCAGAACUGGAUUUCUGGACGAUAAUUAUCAAAAUUGAAACAAAACCCAAACUAUUGAGAAGACUUUAUUACAAUACUCAAUUCAAACAUGGAACAUUUUAUCUCUGUCCAAAGCCGCCGCCACCACCUGGGCGGAAACUUUGUGUGGCUGUGAUCGGCUGCGUCACUUGAAGAUUUGCAAUGUUGCCAAAGUCCUGUU
Molecule: messenger RNA, 4199 nt
Organism: Paramuricea clavata
Lineage: Eukaryota; Metazoa; Cnidaria; Anthozoa; Malacalcyonacea; Plexauridae
Source: the annotation of a GenBank genome assembly